Messenger RNA from Acanthochromis polyacanthus (spiny chromis), 3521 nucleotides. RefSeq names its product kinesin family member 28 (gene kif28). Bases 53 to 2995 code for a protein of 980 amino acids. The transcript is spliced from 25 exons. Gene Ontology annotation, molecular function: ATP hydrolysis activity; microtubule motor activity; microtubule binding. Gene Ontology annotation, biological process: microtubule-based movement; cytoskeleton-dependent intracellular transport. The record is from RefSeq and is a predicted model, not a curated record. Gene Ontology annotation, cellular component: microtubule; kinesin complex. NCBI's taxonomy places the organism in Eukaryota, Metazoa, Chordata, Actinopteri, Pomacentridae.
UGUGUUGUCCUGUGUGAGGGAGCUGAUCACUCAGGCUGCCUGUGCUGUGUCGAUGCCUACCUGCUGCACCAUGAGGGCUAAAGCCUCAGACAUGCACAGCAAGGACUGUGUCAAAGUGGCUGUCAGAGUCCGACCAUUCAACAAGAGGGAGAGGGAUGCAGGCAGCCGCUGUGUUGUCUCCAUGGUGUCGAGCUCCAUCACCAUCCAGGACCCUCGUGACUCCCAGAACCAACGAUUGUUCUGCUUUGAUUACGCCUAUUGGUCCCACAGCGGUUUCAUGAGAGACCACAGCGGCCUCUGGGUGCCUGAAGAGCCUGGAGGACGAUACGCCGACCAGGACAGUGUGUUCCAGGACCUGGGAGAAGGAAUACUGGAGAAUGCACUGCAGACUGGCUCAGGGAAGAGCUACUCGAUGGUGGGCUACGGGCCUAACAAAGGUCUGGUUCCUAAACUGUGUGACCGACUGUUUCAGGCCAUCAGAGAAAACCAGGAAAACAGACAGUGUCAGGUGGUUGAUCUGCUUUCUCGGGGGUCUCGUACUCCAGGUGGACUCAGAGUCAGGGAGGAGCAGCAGCGAGGUUUCUAUGUGGAGGGUCUUCGUACAGUCCCCUGUGAGAGUGCACCUCAGAUCUUCUCCAAAGAGAGCAUCACGAAGCAGUCCAACAUUAACCUGGUGGACUUGGCCGGCAGUGAGCGUCAGCGGUCGUCAGGCUCAGAAGCUGACAGACUGAAAGAAGGUACAGCCAUCAACCUGAGCCUCACCACCCUGGGCAACGUCAUCAGUGCUCUGGCUGAUGUGGCCGUUGGGAAGAAGGUCGUCCAUAUUCCUUAUAGAGACUCUGUUCUCACCAAGCUGCUGCAGUCUGCACUGGGAGGCAACAGUCGCACUGUUAUGAUUGCCACGCUGAGUCCUGCUGAUAUCUGCUAUGAGGAGUCUCUGUCCACGCUGCGCUACGCUGAGAGGGCAAAGCGUAUCCAGAACCGGGCCGUGGUGAAUGAGAGCCCCACUGAACGUCUGGUUAAAGAGCUGAAGGCAGAGAACGCCAGACUGCUGCAGCGACUGAGCCGACUGGGCCAAGAGGGACGCAGAGCCAACGAUGAAACCAAGGAGCUCCGUCAGCUGCUGGCCCACAAUGAGCUCCAGAUCAGGGCAAUUCAAACUCUGUGGGAACAACACCUGCAGGAGGCGCUGAAAGACUGGGAGCAACAGUACGCUAACAUCACACAGGAGAGGAGGAUGAUGCAGAUGCAUCCCUACAUCCUCAACAUCAAUGAGGACGCUCAGCUGUCAGGGGUGGUGAAGCUUUUUAUCCAGGAGGGCGAGUGGGAUAUCGGGCUCUGCGACUCCUCUCCUAGAUCCAUCUCUAUCAAGGGCUUAGGGAUCCAGGAGCGUCAUGCUGUGUUCAGGAAUGAACAGCGCCGGGUGACACUGAGCCCACUGACAGGGUCGAAAGUCAUUGUAAAUGGAAACACCGUCUCCCAGACUACUGAGCUGCAGCACCUGGAUCGUCUCAUUCUGGGUUCCAACUGUACCUACCUGUUCGUCGGUUAUCCAUCUGAGAGGGGCGGAGACGACUGGAGCCGCUACGACUAUGAUUACUUUCAGUCUGAGCUGGCUGCUGCUGAAGGCAUCCACCUGGGAGAGUCCAGCGCUGGUUCUAGUCAGACCGACCCCAGUCUGCUCGCUGUCUUCUAUGACUACAUUAAGCUGAUGCCCAUGGUGGCAGAGGUCAACCAGAUGAGCCAGGAACUGAAUAAGGGGGUGGAUUUUAAGCUGGAGAUCAAGAACCUGGCGCUGUCAGAUCCAAAAGGCCACGACCUGGAGAAGGACAUUGUUGUCAGAGUCACUUCUAAAGGAAGCAAACAGGUGUGGGUGUGGUCCAAGGCCAAGUUUGUUAACCGCAAGUUUCUGAUGGAGGAAGUCUACCAGAAUCAUCAGGCUGAGCAGAGCGGAGACGACAGACUAGAGGGGAUGUCAACGGUCACUUUACCCAGAGAUAAAGAUCCAUUCUGGGAUCCUGUUGAGCCUCUGCUCCUGGGCACUGCUCACCUCUGGCUUCAGUCUUUGGCCUUUCGCAUCCCUCUGGAAGAGCAGCUAGAGGUGCUGGGGUCGGAGGGCACAGAGGAGGCUAUUCUACAAGCACAGCUGGUCCCCUGCACCUCCACUGGACUCCCUCUGGGUGAGGACGACAUCCUGAUUGACCCGUCAGAGAUAUUGGGUCGACGCCUGGACUUCCAGCUGGCCCUGGAUCAGUGCUGUGGCCUUCGCUGGAUAAGAGAGGCUCGCAAUAGAGGGGUCCAAAUUGGUUUCAGGUUAUUUGACUGCAGCCAGCCUCUCUACACUCCAGCUGUGUGGCACAACGUCAACCCUCUGCUGGAUCACAGGGUUCACUUCGCCUCUCUCCACACCUCCCAACGCCUGCUGGACUACCUGCAGAGCAGCGCUGUGGUGCUGGAGCUGUGGGGCCUUCAAGAGGGAUGCACUCAUUUGAUAUCAUCUCUGGAAGGAGUGAGGAUGACCACAGAGGGCAUCUUCAUCAUCGAUGAUUCAGGUCCAGCAGAAAUUGCGCCCGUGGACUCUGCAGAGCUCGGCUGUUCAGUGAGAGUUCUUCAACAGGACUUGGAGGAGCUAAAGAGUGUUAAUGCUUCAUUGAAGAAGGAAAAUCAUAGUCUGAGAGAACAACUGAACACAGCCAGGAACGGUGUGGAGGGUGUACGCAGUCGGUCAGUACGUCCCAGCUGUGAUGCAGAGUUUGCUCGAGCUCUAAAGGUUUUCUACCACAGUAUGACCUCAGUGAGGGGUCAGCUGCAGCGCCUGCGCAGACACAGGCCCAGUGAGGAGUCUGACCUGUUGGGGCUCCGACUGUUUGUGGAUGAGCAGAGUCGUCUGCUGAGAGAUUUUUCAGAGCAGCUGGAAGACAGCGUCUCCACUCUCAAACAGGACGUAGCCGCCAUCGUCCGCCGGAAACGAGAACGAUCAGGAGUCUGGUCUUGACUGAUUGCAUAUCGGUUUUUACAAAGUGUUUAAGAAGGUAAAUGUCUCAGGUUGUUCUUUAUGUUAUUAUAUUGCAGACAUUCCCAGUGAAGAGUAUACUCACAAGGGUUCAUUUUAGUUAGUGCUGCUAGUAAGAGCUCUGCUCUGAAACUGCAUCAUUCUUUAAUUGGUGAAAUGUGAUUAAGAAAUGGGGUUAGUUAGUUAUUUAGUUAGUUAGUUAUUUAGUUAGAUGUUUUUAGCAUUUGCAAUAGAAGAGAUUUUUUUUUAAAUUUUCUUUUUAUUGAGCAUCAACAAUAUGGUACAUAGAUACACAUACAGGUGGAUAACAAUGCUCAUGUUUAUAUUUUAACUUAUAUAUAUAUAUAAAAUUUUUCCGGGGGGGGCAUGUCCCCGGACCCCCCUAGUUGCUUCGCACCUGCGGCACUCGCCAAUGCAAGGGCCUUUGGCCCUUGCCUACACCCCACCACCUCACGGCCAUUUCAACCCAGGGGAAACACUGCAUAUAUGCAUAUAUAUAUAUAUAUAU